Protopterus annectens (West African lungfish) is the source of this 16140-nucleotide messenger RNA. It is a transcript of the gene MROH1, whose product is annotated as maestro heat like repeat family member 1. The transcript is spliced from 42 exons. Bases 503 to 5452 code for a protein of 1649 amino acids. Gene Ontology annotation, cellular component: cytoplasm. The record is from RefSeq and is a predicted model, not a curated record. NCBI's taxonomy places the organism in Eukaryota, Metazoa, Chordata, Ceratodontiformes, Protopteridae.
ACGUUAGUUCACGGAAACCUCCGAACUACUUCCGCCACACCCAAAAUGGUUGUGAAAUUUUUAGACAAGGAAGAGAAUGACGUGAAAAGGUAACUGGUUCGUCCCACCGGCAAUCCCGUGAUGUUAAAAAACUUUGAAGCACGCGGAUUGUGCAGACUAGUAAGUACAAAUCUUGUGACUGAGUGAAUAAUUGAAACAAGGGAAGGCAAGAUUGACAGCACCGUCAUAGGACCCUGCACUGCCUGCAGAAGUUGGCGUCUCGUGACAAAGCUGCUGAUUGGAGAGUUUUUUGGGGUAGGCGGAGCGUGUGCUUGUGGCAGAAUCCUUGCAGACGUUUGGGUAGGCGGAGUGUGCACUUGUGGCAGAUACCUUGUAGACUGGAUUUAACAGAUGGGAUGUUAGGUAUCUGAAGCAGUGGGACGUGAAUACGGUAACUAAGGCUUGGUGUUACCCACUUCUAGGACGAAUAGUUACGAGGAAAGGUGGUACCACUACAGUUAUUAUGGAGGAGUCGCAGAUUGAGAGGGUUUCCAUUGCAUUGCUGGAUGCAGCCAUCGACAAGGACUCCGGAGUUCAGGAGCAGGCUUUCAAGUCCUUGUGUGAGAUGGGAAAGCAUCACCCGUCGCGGGUCUUACAGAUGUGCUAUACGUACCUCCUCAACCACAGUAAGCUGGCCCAAGGGCAUCGAAUAAUUAUCCUGCAGACAAUGGAGACAGUAGUGAAGGAUAAGAUUAACAACAUCGAUCAAGUCUGUGCCAAGAAUGUCAUCUCCUUGGCCUCUGAUGAGAUGACCAAAUCUAAGGAAGUGAUCCCAGAGUGGCAGCAAGCUGCAAGUAAUGUCCUUGUUGCUGUUGGAGUCCGUUUCAUUAAUGAAGUCAUGGAAGAGAUUUUGACAAAAUUCCAGCCAGGGAUCUUGCCACAUUUCUUCAUUGUUCAAACAAUGGCUCAGUUGUCUACUGCUAAUGUGUUUGGAAUGGUGCCAUUCCUGAACCCUAUCCUUGGCACCAUGCUUCCAAUGCUUGGAAUGGCAAAGCAAGACAGUAUGAAGUGGGCCUUUUCUGUUGCCCUUCUCCACUUCAGUGAGAGCAUCCUGGAAUACCUAGCAAAUCUAGAGAAUGCCCCUGAUCCGACAGUGAGGCGGGACACUUUCUCUAAUGAGAUAUAUGCCGCAUAUGAUGUUCUGUUCAAUGUCUGGCUACAGAGCAGAGACACCAAGCUGAGGCUAGCAGUGGUGGAAGCCCUGGGCCCUGUGAGCCAACUCAUGCCACAUGAUAAGCUGGAAGAACAGCUGCCCAGGCUGAUCCCUGGAAUACUGAGCCUCUACAAGAAGCAUCCAGAGCCAUUCUACAUCACCAAGGGAUUGUGCCAAGUCCUUGAUGCCUCUGUGAACCUGGGUAGCAGAUUUCUGGAGACACAGCUCGACAGUCUUUUGAAUACUUUGCACCCUCAGGUGUGCCAUGUUACUGAUCUUUCCAAUCCUCUGACGUUGAAAAACUAUAAUGAGGUCCUACGCUGCUUCACUGUGUUAGCCAGAGCCUUUCCAGACCGCCUGAUUAAUUUUAUUCUGCCAAAGCUAGACAGCAAUAAUGAACGCCUUCGCGUGGGAUCCUUAGCUGUGAUGAGGCACCUUGUAAACUCUGCCAGUGCCCAAAUGGAAACCAAGAAAGCACUAAUUCUUGCAUCUGUGAAAAUUUUGCUUCAUGAUAACAGUAAUAAGGUAAAACGGAUGAUCAUACAGGUAAUCAGUGCAAUGGCCCAUCACAGUUACCUAAAACAGGAUGGAGGAGAAAUUAUGGUUGAAUAUAUUGUCCGACAUUGCUGCAAUUUUGGUGACAACAUACCUAAGCGACACAGUUCUGAUGUAGAAGACGUCAGUGAUGAAAGCAUUCAGAACAUGUGUGAGAACACACUUUUCCUUCUCACAACUACAGUCGAAGGGAUGACUGAUGUGUUGUGGCCGUACCUUUUGGAGUUUGUAGCCCCUGUUUACUAUACUGGUGCAUUACCUGCUGUAUGUAAGAGCCUCAUCUUUCUGGGAACCAAAAAACAAGAAGCUGAAUCGGACAAUUUUAUGAUAGAUUUUAAUGCACACGCGAAUCUUCCGAAACCUUCUGUUAUACUGGCAAGACUUUUGGUUGUGUCAGCUUUUCCUUACCAGGGUCAAGGGCGAGGUAUACCUGCCUUGCGUCUUCUCCAGACAUUGAGCUCGAACAUCCAUCCAUCAUUGGCCAUCACCUGGGACAGCCAGAUACCAUUGUUAGUCCAGCACCUGGAAGAAAAUACAGCAGAAACCCUGCUGCAGAAGCCAUGGGAGGACAAGUUACUUAGGUUCUUAUCUGUCUCGCUAGAAGCCAUUGCUGAGGAUAAAUGGACUUGCCAGCUUGCUAUUGACCUGACUAAACAUUUACAAGGGUACAACUGUUUUCCACAUGAGAAGGGUUUCCUUUACAAGUGUGUAGGUGUCGUACUUCGACAGUGCAAGAGUAAAGAUACAGUGAAGAUGCAGUUGCAAGAACUAUUGGCCUUGGCUCGCUAUAAUGAGGAAAUUGAGCGAGAGGGACUUGCUGUUGGAGUGGGUUUCUCUUCAUCUUCUCAUUUGGACACCACUUUGGGGAAGCUUGAGGACUUUGCAAAAUCAGAUGUGUUUAAGAAGACUGCUGGGAUAUUCAACAUUCUAAAGGACAAAAAUGAUGUGGAUAUAGAAAAGCUGAAGAGUGCACUAAUACUCUGUUAUGGGUACAUUGCCCUCCAUGCUCCUGAUAAUCUUAUUCUGUCCCGAAUCGAGACAGACAUCUUGCGAAACAUGGUUCACCAUUUCAAUACUAAGGUUCUGGGCAUAAAGGUAGAGACCAAGGACAUGACACUGAAGCUCAGCAUGAUUAAGGGGAUCUCGUUAAUCGCACAGGCCAUUGAUUCAAACAAAGACAAAUGUUCCUUCACUUUUUCCCGCAAGGUGGAGUUAGUGAAGUACAUGCUGGAAUUUAUCAAAGCGGAACCCCUGGAUUCCCUGAAGACUGCCAUUAGACUGAAUGCCUUGACAGCUUGUAGGUACUUGGUAAACCUACAGCCUCCCCUGAGUGAAACGGAUAAUUUUGAACUCAUCAGCAGCUGUCUGAACAAUAUUUUUUGCCUGCCACCAGUGGAACAGGAGAAGAGAAGAGAGGAGCGAGCCUCAGAAAUAGGAGACAAAGAGUCUUUGUAUGAUCAGACCAUGACUGCUCUCCAGAAUCUGCUGAAUAGCAUCCUGCUUCAAGAUCUAUCUCCAGAUGGGCUGCAGACAGUUUUUAAGCAUAUUGAAGGCUGGUUAACUUCUCCUCGAGAGUGGGAACGGGAAAGAGCCAUCGUUUCCACCUUCUUCCUACUGAAGUUUUAUCUCAAGAAGCUGAAUAUCAGGACAGUGGUGUCCUUCCAUAAUUUGGGAGCUCUGAUUGGGCGCCUUGCACCUCGGUGUUCUGACCCUUCACUGAUUGUACGUCAGUCUGCCAUCGACUGCUUAUAUACCUUGCUGUGUAUACAGCUACGUUAUGAAGGUUUUGCUUUGGACUACAAGGAUGAGCUGGUUGAAAACCUGAACAAACUAAGGGGUGAUUUGGACCAUCCUGAUCCAACCAUUUUGUUCCACACAUGCUCUGAGAUAGCACAGGUUAUUGGGAAACGACUGCCUCACACUCAGGUGAACACGUUACUUUUCAUGCUGUUUGAGGGCCUGGUAGACGCUCAGAGGGACUGUGCACGAACAGCCUCUGUUCUCAUCAACAGCCUUGUCAAGGGACGUGGAAAUGGCUUACAGGAGCAGGUGUUGGAGAUUUUGGAAGUGCUGUAUAUCCAGUUACAGGCCAUUGCAGAAGAUCACGUGAAGCAUUCUGUAACCCACACUGUGUAUCUGCUAGCCUCCCAACACUCAACAUCUGUCUUAUCCUGCCUUCUCACUUACCCCCUGCCAUACGACAGCUAUACAUGCAGUAUGUGGAAGGCUUUGGCUGUCAAUACUACUAUAGCUACCAAAAGCAUGGAACUUCUUUUGGACCGUCUGAGCAAGCAUCUGCCUUAUGAAGAGAAAAAGGAGUCCAUACUGAGAAACAGUCCGAAAAGAUAUGCAACAGUCCAGCCACUGGCCGUGACAUGCGCCCUAAAUGAGAUCAUGUCUGAGAAAGAGUCAAAAGAAGCAGUCGUUGGGCUCUACCCACAGCUGUUAAGUGCUCUCCUGGUCCGAAUCGGAUGUAGUGUAGGUCUCCAGUUACCAAAGGACUUCACCAGCAGCCAGAAGGACAGGAAGACCUCCAUCCACGGUCGGUCAGCCAAAACAUUUGAUGUAUGCAGUUGUGCCGUGGAUGCACUCCAGACGAUGCUAAGGAGAGGUGGCAGCAAAGAGGUAGUAAAGGCAGUGGAGGCAGAAGGCGGCUGGGAGAUGAUGAAAGUGCCUGAGAAACACCACGAUGGAGUCAGUUUGCUUGCAAGAGCUAUGACAAAGUUUGCUGGUCCCAGAAUCCCUGGAAUUGUGGAAACUCUGAAUCCCCUGCUCAGCAGUAUAUAUGAAAACCAACGAAUUACUGUCAUUGCCUUCUUUGCAGAGCUCCUAAGUAACCACGUUGUGUCUGAGCUGAUGCUGCUGGAUGUAGUACUGCAUAGCAUUAUGGGAAAGCUUGUGGAUUCAUCCUGUACUGUCCGUAUGCUGGCAAUCCGAGGUCUUGGAAACAUUGCUAUUGGAUCUCCAGAAAAGGUGAAGAAGUAUUCUACUAAACUCUUGGCAGCAAUGACUUCUGGGAUGGACGAAAAGGAGGACCCCAACGAUUUAAUAACACUAGAAGCCAUGUCUGGUCUGUCAAAAAUUCUUCUCAAGGUGGAAGAGAGGGACAUCCGUGAUAUCCUUAUCCACAUUUCAUUACGCAUACGUCCAUUCUUUGAAAAUGAAAAGGAACGAAUUCGAACUUCUGCCUUCACCUUGUUUGGAAAUCUUUCGAGGUUUGGGCAUGGUGAAUCCAAAGAGAUUUUCCAGGACCAGAUUCAUAAUGCUAUGAUUAGUUUACUGCUGCAUCUCAAUGACCCAAAUGCUGAUGUCAUCAAGGCCUGCAAGUUUGCUCUUCGGAUGAAUGCCCCAGUCUUGGGCUCUGAAUUGGUUACUGAAAUGUUCCAGAGACAUCUACAUGAAGACAAAGGUCUACACUAUGGAGAAUUCAUGAAUGAUCUCUCCAAGCACUUGAUUAAAGAUUUCCUUGACAAGCUGAAUUGUUACAUUGUAACUACUCUGUCAUUCUUCAAGAGCAGUUGGGCAGAAAUCCGUGGGAAUGCAGCCAUGUUUGCAGGUUUCAUCAUUGCAAACCUUCCUGAAGAGAACUCCAGCUGUGUAGACCUGGAACGGCUCUGUAUUUCUCUUGCAGUACUGCUGAAGGACCCUGUACCAUUUGUACGAAUGAAGGCUGCUGAGGCCCUGGGAUACUUCUACAGGUUUUGAAAGGGCUUCAGUUAACUGUCAAAUGGGAGUGCAUUCUAUAAAUAUGGCGGAGGCCACGGCUAAUGGUCAUAGCAGUGAGUGGGGGAGCCCUUGUGAACCAUUUGCAUUGUCAGAAUCUGACGUCUUCAGAAUGAAAGUAACGCAUCUCUUCUUUUGAUGCCACAUCUCAUUAAUCUAACAAGUUCUGAGCUUUACUUAAAGCAUCUGUUUAAAACUGAACAUUCCCUGGUGAAAUUCCUCUCUCUUUACAGAUGCAGUUCACACAGUGAUGUACCAGCUCUGUGAUAACAGUAUGGCUGUCAUUUUUUUUUUAUUUGUUCGUGUAUUGACUUGUUGGAUUGGUGUUCAGGCAUAUUUUAGGUUCCUUCCACGAGCACAUUCCUACUUGGUGCACUUCAGACCACAGUGAAAAGACAGCUUAUAUACCAGCUGUGGAUUUGUUUUCACCUUCAUGUUCGGAUUCCACUGUAAACGAUUGCUGUAGGAAGUGCCUCCAUAAUAAAUUGUUUGUUGUGUGAACAUUAACAGUGUAAAGCAUUAACCGUCGAUGCAGCAGUUAACUUGCACAAUGUCAGAUUGUAAAACAGGAAAUGAGAGUACUAUAAGGGACGACUUGGUAUGCAGAUCUUAAUAUAAUGUGCUGUGGCCUGAAACAUGAAGAUUGUAGCAGUUUACCUUUCUGUUACACUGCUUGGAUCAUCAGUUACUUUUUUCAUUGAAAGACAAAAGUGUGAUAAAUCUGGAUAAGCUAUCUCUUCACUGUAACGUACCUUACGUUUAUAUAUGGGCUGCUGGCAUUACCAUCUUGCUGAGAGGAAGUACAUUUCAUUUCUGAUAGUAUGCGUCUUAGAAGGACUUUGAAAAAGAGCAUUAACUAGUGUUAUCAGUAGGUCAGGGAGAUUACAGUAUACCUGUUUUUCUACCUGUGAAGUAUUUUUUUUCCAGAUUCAAACUGAGGCAGAACCAGAAAAAUGUUCCAUUAUUCAGGCAUUUUCAGACUGUGUUUAAAGCUGUAAAAGAUGUGACAACAUACCUGAAAUUCAGAAAAUGUUCAGAUGGGGGGCUUUAGGGUUUUGUAUAUAUGUUUGUAAAAGUGAGUGUCCCAGUCAGAUAGUGGUAGAUUGAAGCUGAAGUAUUUCCAUGGGACUAAAGGGCUGCAAUAAUUCAAUUUGAAUAAUGUUUCUCCGUUUUAUAAAGUAGAAGAUAAGUAUUCACUGGAAUGUGUAAAAGCUUACUUUCCCCUAUGUCUAUUUUGCUAUGUUUUACAACUGUAAUACGUGUUAGUUGGUACAAGGGUAUACUACCUAUAACUUAAAAUUCAUUUAACUGGAGAAGUCUGUCACUUGUGUCAGCAUGUCAGAAAGGUUAAGAAAUGGCAGAGUCCAUUUUAUGUGCACGGUGUUGCUUCCAGGUAGUAUUAUGACAGAGUCCUUUCUUGUGAGCUGUGCUUCUAGGGUCUGGUACUGUUUGAUGGCAUGCCAUACCUUAUUUUAUAUAGUUGCUUGGGCAGCUAUGGCUACACAGUUGCACAUUUUAUCCAUUAGACCAAACUUGAAUUUAAGCUUUACCUAAUGACUGCAGCUCCAGAAAACAGUUGACUGGUUUUCUGUAAUGAGCCUAUACUGAUAGUAGGAAGCCAUAAUCUCUUCAGGUCUCUGUUGAGUAACAUGUAGCCUUUUGCAUUUCCUACCCGUCUAACUACAAUAGGUUAGACAUUUUGUUUCAGUUGGACUACUACCUUAUGGUAGUGCAACACUUAGCGUUUCUUCAUCGCAGCAAGAGUUUUUUAGUUUACUUGUUUGAGGUACCAUCUGUGUGGAGUAUGCAUGUCCUUCCUGUGUUCAAAUAGGCUUUCUCCACGUGAUCUGAUUUCCUCCCACAAUCCCAAAAUAUGCAGUUGUUGGAUUGGACACUCUAAAGUGGCCAUAGGUGUCUUUGUGUGGUGUGGAAGGACCACUGAGGCAGUGUGAACAUUGCCUCAGAAUCAUUGUCACUGUUGAAGUCACACCCCAACCCAUGUGCAAAAGUAAGAAAAAGGGGUUAUGGGUAAGUGGAUUAUUUCUCACUUAAAAAAAAGAACCCUAUAGAUUCUUGACAUGUGACUUUAUGAUGCUUGGUUAGCAGGCUGACCUUCAUAAAUGCUCUUACCCAUGGGGAGGGCUUGUUGGUGUAUUUCUUCAGAGCAGUUUGACAGACAGACCCUCCUGUUGUCUUCCCAUCAUUGGAGGAAUAUCUAUAACAAGAGGGAGCUUAUGUCCUACCACUUCCUGCACCUGGGCUUCGUCAUGUUUGCAUUUUUUUCCAAGGCAUGGCUCACAAGCGAUGCGAGUUUCAACCUUGCAGUUCGACUUGGUAAUGAGUAGUUUAAAAAGGAGAAAAAUAUUGUUUUACCUAUGCUGUGCAGAAGAAAUGAAAUAACGUUGGGAGGAGUUAGUGUCAGCAGAUCAUCAUAGGACCUAGCACAUCCUUCUGAAAAGAGGUGCAGAUUCAGAAGAUGCUUCCAGGUGCAGGUGGUUGUUUGACUCCUGUUCCUUCCAUUUCAUAGAUGACUGCGUACUGAAAUUACAAGGAAAGUUCAUUCACUGGCUUUGUCAAUAAAAAAAAAAAGCAGUUGCUGCUGGUAGAGGUGACCCACCCCUUAGAUUCUGAGAUAUUUCUGGCCUAUGAUGGUUCUGUAAAAUUAUUUUUUUAAAUCUACUAAACCACUUGUGUUCUUGUAUCUUUGAAAGCCAUUGUGACUUUGCCCAAUGUGCUUUGCUGAAGAAGUCCACCAUUCAGCCAUCAAAGUCUCAUUUUUGAUGUUGGUAUCUUGUGCACAACAGAUAUCUGCGUUAAUUUGGGCAUGUUUUCUGAUGUCACUGAGGUUGCUUAGCAUUACUGAUACUCAUCAUAGUUAUCAAGGUUCUAUAUGAAAAGGGUAUGUCCAGUAAUGCACGUCUCAAACUGGUCUGUUCCAGCAGCUGGCUGCAUAAGCCAACACUAGUCCAUUGCUCCAACCAGACUACUGGGAUAGGGCUGUCACUUUCUUGAUUCCACUACUGUGUGCUUUUUGAACAGUGAUUCCUUUGAGUAUUGGAACCAGGAGGAAAGGAUUUGUUCACAGGGAGGACAUUAUCUCUCUUUCCUCUUUGUUAAUUUUCUAGCUCUCGGGGAAGCAGGACCUGGGGAGCCCUCUUCUGUUAUGGAAGUACCCACUGUUGAAGAGCUCUGUGUAUUGACUGGUGUUCUCCUUUUAAUCAUCCUGAGCAUGACAUAAAGAUUACGAGAUUUAUACUCAGGCGCGUGCACACAUACACACACACAUACAUAUAACAUAACACUGUAUUUGGUGCAUGUAUGGUCUUUGUUGCUAUCUGUUCAGACCUUUCAGAGCAUUCACCCUUUCUAUUAGUGGUCAGUGCCAUAUAUCCCUCAAUUGUCCCUGAUUUUGCCUCAUAUUUUUGCCCUGUCCCUAUAUAUGUUGUUCUUCUAAAUCAUAUAAGAUUAGUCAGUCAGUAAUUCUUAGCAUUAAAGUUUUAUAUUUCUUAUUGUUAUGAAAACGCAUGUUGAUGCAAAACCGGUUUUCCAUUAUAGUAAUAUUUAAAACAUGCUCUUGAUUUUAGGCUGGUGUCCCCCAUUAGUUUUGGGUUUGUCCAGAAUUCUUGAGUAAAGAAGUUGAGAGUUAUGGUGGGCUGUUCUUUGCCAUCUACUUGGAGGAGUCCGAUGACAAUUCUGCCUUCAUGUGGCAACUUUGGAGUACCAUAACAUCACUUUCCUGGAUAAAUGCAUCUCUUGAAGCAGCAGCAUAUCCUGGAGUUAACAUCCCCCAGCAGCAGGCAAACAGGUUGUCAUCCACAGCUUCUGGAUCAAAAAAGUAGUCUGCAACCCCCUGACAAAAAGCUUGUUGAACACCGUUAUAAUGUACUUUUGCCUUAAAAGAAAACUGUAUGAAAUAAAACAGAAAUAUGAGACUAUUUUUUCUAAUACAAUCAGCUCUGACAUUAAUGCACCUAAGAUAAAUACUUUCUACAAAGGUGAGGCAGCCUAUCAUUGUGUGUGUUUAUGCAGCUGUCGUGCUCUGUAGUGCACAGCAUAGUAAGAAUAAACACUUCUGCUUUUGUACAACAGCAUUUUUGCUAGCUCUUUCAUGACAUGAGACUAGAAGCCCAUUUUCUUUAGUAAAAAGACAGUAGUGUCCAACUUGCCCAAGUAUUUUAGGGGAGGAGAUUACUGUCUAUUACUUUCUGGUUCCAAAGGAGAUUAGAAACUUCAGGACAAUCGCAUUGCUUAAUGAAUUAACUUCACCAUUUCCAUAAGUUCAGACUAGUAAUUACUCAUUCAGUAUUGCCUCCAUACCAUUCAACUGUGCAGAUUUUCACAGAAUGUCCAGAUUUUUGCCUCCUAUUUUUGGUCUGUUUCUCAUAAAAUUGAGGUUUUCUGGCAAAUAUUUGGCAGAUUUUUGAGGAAUGAAGUAAGAAAAUAAUGGCAGACAUUUGAGAUUCAGAAUUUUUACCUUUCAGAAAAUUCAUGCUAAUGCAAAACCUGCUAUUCUAUCAACGUUCUAAGUUUUUAAGAGCAGUAUUUAAAAAUUGUCCCUAUUUUUGAGACAUUGUCCCCCCAUUAUUUAUGGCUUUGUCCACAUUUCUUGCUCGAAGAAGUUGAGCGGUAUGAUUGCCCUCAGUAUUCCUUGUAUCAUCUUAAAAAAUGUCUCAGUGUUCCACUGAAGGUUACCUUCUUCUUUUACUUAUUUAUAUUAUAUAUAUUUUUUUAAAAAUCGUGUUUAUAGUGUCUUUAAUUCAAUGAUCAGAUGCUUACCAUCCCAUCAGGACAGUACUAUGGAACUUUUCUGCUUUCUAGGAAUCAGUGUGAAUUCCCUGAAGUCAGUUUUUCUUUCCUGGUAAAGAAUUAAACUGAGAUCUAAAUUAAUUUUCCUUUGGGUGCUGCUUUCCAUUCCCACGUAAUGACCUUCGCUGCUCUUAUGUUUAUAGACAAUUACCAUAGAGUGAGGCACCUCAGCAAAUUCAUUCCUCAGCAUCUUUGUCUCACUUUUAACUUUAAUUUAUUAACUGAGUAAGUGAACUGGUCCAUUUUGAGCUCCUUUGAGCUACAAACAAUCUAGUCUACAUGUAGCUGCACAUUCAGUAGCAUGUCUUUGGGAAGUGGGCAGAAGCUAAAUUACCCCCCAAAAAAUAUAUGUACUGGGCGAAAUUAGGUCUCCUUGUAUGUGGUAAUCAGCGGAAAGGAUAAUGUUACCUUUACUGAUCCUAGUCUUAGCUUACCUGUGUGUAAGAUUGUUUCUUUGAUCCUUGGUAAUAAAGUGAUAUUAACUUUAUGGCAGCCUGAUUGAAGUCAUCCAUCUGUCCCUGAAGUUUCAGCAGGUUGGAAAUAGUGGCUCCCACCCUUUCCCACAACAUUUUAUGUGACUUAUUUUAGGCUUCAACUUUUUAUAAUUUGUAGGUCGUGGUGCUGAGUUUCUGUCCUGGAGGAUAAGACGCCUUUGGUCUCCUGAAGAAUUGAAGCUAUACAAAAGUGUCCAGUGUAAGGCCUUUUUCUAGACUGUCAGGCUUUUAUUAUCACCAUCUUCCAAUUUUUUGUCUCUGUGUGCAACAGUUCCAUAAUGUCUUUUUACAUUAGUUAACAUGGACUUAUAUAGUCCUAUACACUUUGUCCAAAAGUUGGGAAUAUAUAGUCCUGAGCCAAAAAUCAUACCUGACUCUUCAGUUUCUCUGUUUUCAGGGCAGACAAUAUAGUGCAAGGUGACUAAAUCAGGAAAAUGUUCUAGACUGAGUUGGAUCUUAAUCCAAGUACUUUCUGGGGAUUUUUGUAACAGAGUGAUUUCUUAAGUUUCACUGUUUUGCAAAAUCAGAUAUCCUGUGCUGCUGUUGAUGAUGAAGGUCUAGGUUGCUCAGCCCAAACAGCUGUCUCUGCAGGGGAAAAAAAAUCUGUUUUUCUGUCCUGCUUCACAACUAAUUGGAAGGAUGCUAAAAGAUGAGGUGUGAUACAAUUCCCGCUCCAUAUGUGGUGUCCAUUAUUCUAGGAGCUGGGUUUAGGCUCUGCUGAUCGGUUUGUAUCCUGGAACCUUAUUACACAUGAUGCAAACAUGUAGGCCAUUCAGCAGUUACAUGGUUGUUCUUAUGUCUGUCAUAAAAAGAAUAUGUACUUGAAGUAAAGGAAGGCUGGGUUUAGGGAAGCAAAAUUAUUUAGGUGCUUUCUCUUGCAACAAUUCAGUGAUGCUAGUUUACUCCUCCCUAUCUAAAACAGAAAUGAAGAAUUCUAGUCAAGUUCAUUUGUUGGUUACACUAUCCUUUUGUUGCAGCUUGGGGAAGUGGAUUAACUCUGCAUGAUAUGCUGUCUGUAUACCUUCUUAUGGACACUGCUUUGAUUUUAUCUCUUAUUUCCGUAUACAUUAGGGACUUAACUCUUAUCUUUGAGAAGCUUACAGAACCACUGUAAUCCUACAGUAUGCAAACUCAAAGUGAAUAACCAGCUAGCGAUUCGUCUGACAUAUAACCAAAAUGAAAAGUCCACCAAGAAAGUAGUUAAUUCAUUCCAUUAAUUGCUCAUCAGUUAAGUGCUUUCAUCCAUGGACUUUUUCAGAACUGACAUAAAUAUUCAUAUGAUUAAGUAAUACAAAUUUCACCAUAUGACUACUAAAGACUCAUCAAAAUAACUUAAAAAUAUAUGUUUAUAAUUCUGAAAUUAAACAUGACGCUUUGCCUUGUUAAAAAAAAAAAAAGUGUGUGUGAACAUUGUGUAAAAUAAACAUUUUGUUACAUAAACAAUUACUUUUGUAACUUGGCUGCUCUAAGUUUCUUGAGAUUUAAAACACUGUUGAUGUUAACCAUUUCAUUCAAACCAGGAGUGCUACAUGCUUCCAACCUCAACUGCCAUUUUAUUUUAUGGUAAUCGAGCCUCAUCUUCCAGUUGCCACCUCUCACAUUAAACUCAACUUUUCUAACUUGGAAAAUAAAAAUUGGUUAAAAUGAUGGCAUAAAAGGGUAAAUGUACCCAGAGUACUUUUAACAGCAUGUGGUAUUUUUGAUUUGAAUGAAAGUUAAUAUUAACAGAGUAUUAAAACUUAGAGCAGCCAAGUUAUAAACACACUUCUUGGCUGGAUUCCUCUUUGGUUUCCUGAACAGUUUGCCAGACGGUUAAAUAGAUCCCAGUUUUGUGAGUUACAGAUGAAGAAUUACUGACUGCACAAUAAAACUUUUUUUUACAAGCCCUUAUCAUCCACACAUUUUUUUAGCAGCCACAUUGCAUUAUAGAAGUACGUCUGUUUCAUGCCAGGCCUUUUUCCUUGAAAGGAAUGUUUUUUUUUUGUUUACUCUUCAUGUCUCCACAGCUGCCUACAGCCACUGUUGUACACUGCUGCUAUCAGACAACAUGCCCUUUUCUGACUUUCUUAGUAAUGAUUUGUACUUUCAUUAUCCAGAUAAGGAGUUUGCUGCCCUCAUGGGUUUGGGCUGGCCAUAUGUUCCUGCUCCUGCUGGACAUUUGAGAUACUACACCCACAUACAUGCAUUUAGCAAACAAAUAUUCUGACAUAAUUUGAUAAACUUAUAAGAAGGUUCCUGCUUGUGAACAAUAACAGUUCUGUGUCUAUGUGCAGGGCUUGAGCCUGAGAACUUAGUCAAAUAGUUUGCAUUUUGAGGAGUAUUUAUCCCUGGUAGAAGACUUCAUAGCCACAAGCAGGAGAACAUGUUGUGGUUGAGGUUUCCCAUACUCUGGCUUAUUAUUCCUUUUUACUGUUGUUCUGGCACCCAUAUGUUUUCUUUGUCUGUCCUGUUAGUGUUUAGGUUAAUGCGGUCUGAGCUCGAUGCCAUGCAGAGGGGUGUUCACAUGAAACCUAAUCAUUUUACAGAUUAUCUUUAGAUGUGAGCUGUGUCCUUGAAAGACCAGGGAUGACUGUCGAUUGUAGGUGCUGGUGCAGUUUAACAGCUUAAUUGUUUAUUUAAUAGUUUAAUCCUUUGUUGCAUGAAUCCAUUCAUUAUAUGUAAUGAUAUCUCAUUUGGGACGAGUCAGUGCAGCACUAAAUCAAUAACAUUUGGGCUUUUCAUCUUAUUUGAUGACUUUCCCCAUCAGCUGUGCAUAAAUCUGUAAUGAAGAUGAGUGUUGUUGUCACAAGAGCACAUCUUCUAACCUUGGGGAGGUGUGCAUGACACAUGUAAAGCCAUCUGUUGCCAGAAGCUAUCCUUGGUUCUUCUCUCUGCUUUCAGCACUUCACAUGUUUUAGCAGUAGAGUAAUUUUGUCAGCAUAGAACCUUGUCCUUGUCAACCAUUUAUUUUGUUUUUUUUCUGCAGAGAUGUUCAUUUAAAACAUAGUUCAGCUGUUUGACUAUAAUUGUAAGGGAGUGCUCAUUUUAUUUACUCAUUUUUUCGUAAUUUUAUUUUUACUCCCUUGUUUUAUUGCGAUGGAAACCAGAGAGCCUGACAACAUACACAAGAAAAAGAUAAGGUGUGAAGGGACGGCAUUACUGAACGUUCAAAGAAAGCAACAAAAGACUUAGAAAAUGCAGAGAGAGAGUUCAAGUUUAGGAACUGGUUCUUCAUCCCAGUUAGCUGAGGCUUUGAGCUGUAAUGUAACUGUAUACUAUCCUAACUGACUACUUCCCAUAGUAUUAUGCACUAAAUGUCCUUUAACAAUAAACCAGUUACCUAAGAAGGCACUGCAACAGCAAAUUAUUUAACCUGCAGUACGGUGAGAUGUAGGCUCUCCAUUUUAACUUUAGUGAAGAUUCAGUGACCCCAGGUACGCUUAAACCUGACUCUAUGUAUUCUUUCUUCAGAUUCAUUCCAUUUUGUGUACGUGUGACACAGAUCUCAUGCUCUUCUCACAUGUGAAAUAAUUCUGAGGUUAAUCUCAAGAAUGAAGAAGAGGCAUACAAGUGUAUUGAAUUUGCCUUUUGGGUUUGCCUUUUUGUGCCACUGGUCCUGGCUGGGAAGGUCUUUGGCCUGAAUAUUUAACUGGUUAACUAAUGAAGGUCUGUGGCCUGAAUAUUUAACUGGUUAACUAAUGAUUAGCUUAGAAAGAGACUCAGAUGCUUAUGGGAACCAAAUGUCCUCAUAGUGCAGAACAAAUGUCCAUGCCAGAAUUUGUAUACUUCUGUGGGUGUUUAUUUUGUCUAUUGUUCCUUUAAUUUAUUGAGGGUGAAGCAUUCAGGUUUGUAUUAAAAUCAUAAGAUACGUGCAAGUAGUGUAGCUGUUAUGAGCAGACUUAAUUAUUACCUUGAUUACAAGCAGUGCUAAGAUUACAUGCCAUUGAAGUAGUUUACAGUGUAUCAGCCACAGAGAUGCGAUUGAUUUUAACGACUGUGGAAUCAGGUGUCCUGACUUGUGAGCUAAAAGUAUUAGCUGCGCACUUGCUGAUAACAGCAGUAAGAAGAAAAUCCCGUAGAAUGUGUGUAGGUCAUGUUAUAAAGCAACUAAAAAGCUACAUUUGUGCAUUCAGUGAGUUCUGCUGGCUGUGAUUUGAUUUGGUUGCUUUUGAUGUAAAGGGCAUAGUCAAGUAUAUAUACUGGUCAUGUGAAAACAUUGAUUAGAUGAAUAACCGAAUUAGAAGAGUUUGUUUGAGAGCAUGGUACAGGCGUAGAUAUCAGAUAGAAUCAUGUUAAGGUACCUCUAAAAGGAUUAGAUCCACAGUAGAUCCAACUUGCAGCAUUUUCAUUGGAUGUAUUUAAAAUGCUUUCCCUCUACGGUGUUUGGUCAGAAACUUUCUUUAAAUUAGCAGCUGAUGAUUACACCCUUUGAAUAGUUUCCUGUUACUUAUCACUGGUUUGACCUACAAGAGUAAAGCUGCACUCCUUGGAGAGUAUAUUGCUUACACAUAACUAGGGCCCUGCUGUUCUUGCUCAUUGCGGUGAGACACAGAUUCUGAAGUUCCGAUAGCCUUUCUGUAGCAGUUAAGAACUCUCCAUGCACUCUUGUCUGCACAGUUUGUCGUUACGCACUCCUGGAUAUGCUCCAGUUUUUAGCACAGUUUACAUCUUUGACUGUAAUGAAGGGCAUUUACACAAUGGAAGACAACCUCCAGUGACAUGCAGAGGUUUAUAACACGUUAUUUAUUCUCUAGACUGUCCAUGUAAAAACCUGGAACCUUAGUCUUUACAAGGAAGCUCAAGGACCCACUAACUUAGUGACUACAUUGAAGACCUCGCUUUUGGGAAGUUGUUUCUAACAAUGAACAUUUCAUGGUCAGAAGUAGGAAGAGUCCCUGGGGUAAGAUUGAGUAGUAGUAUUUGAGGUGUAAGAAGCUGGCAACAUGAUACACAAGUCAUUAGUAAAUCCAUGAAUUUUGAUAUAAAACUGUUCAGAAUAAACCGUUCUUAAAUAUUUUUGUAUUAAUGUUAAUGUAUUUUUCUGAAUGUUUUUGCUGCUUGAUUUGUUGCACACCAUGUUACUGGUCUCCGCAGACUGGGAGGAGAUCUGUGGUAGUGGAGUUGGUGCUAUGGUGAGCUGGGGUUACUUGACUCAAAGAUUACUACACCAAACAAAUGAUUUUUCUUCCUUCAGUUGCUUGUAUAUACAUUCCUUUUCCAGAUAUUCUAUAAUUAUAUCUAUGUGAAUACAAUGAAAUGUAAUUUUUAUGAACAUUUGAUUUUGGUUAUGGAUCUCAAUGUAAGAUGUUUACUGUUGUCUUUGUGAAUUAAAUACAUUUUGUGAGCGUCUCCAACUUUUACAAAUAAAAAUAUGAAAAAUGUACACCUUCA